AUGCACUCAAACCCUAACCCUAAUAGAGAUGGUAGCUACCACCACCUUCUUUCUCCAACUCCGGCGCUGCAACAAUUUAUGCCGCCUCUCAUCAUAGGUGUCGUCCAAGCGAAGCUAAUCAUCGACGAAACCCCUGUCAGUGACGAAAAGCCACAAGCGACCGAUGUCACCGGACCACCGCCCCUCCGCUAUGCAAGUUGGGAAUCACCAAACCAACGUUGUUAUUGCUUUCGUUACUACUGGCAACGACAAACCUCCUCAUCUCCUUAUUUCUCUCCAUAUGACUACGUCACCGCUGUCGUCCAGAGUGAAAGGCAUGAAGGACCACCAUGGCAGUCGGCCAUGGUGGCUGCCACCGUUAACGAAGUUGUUGUCGCCGUUUCUUGUGCUACUGCCGUCGCUACCCACCAUAGGUGGGUGUUGGGUUUAUGUUCCGAGCAAAGGAUAGUAGGAAUAAUGAAAAGAAAAGUUCAAACCACCACCGUAGGGUGGUGGUUGCUGCCUCCUGCCGCCACCGGCCGCCGUGUCGGGUGGCGGUGUGCUUUGAUUGCGCUUGGACCUCGUUUGGGGGAUGUUUGGACAAUGUGGGACUAA
Messenger RNA from Lactuca saligna, 594 nucleotides. NCBI's taxonomy places the organism in Eukaryota, Viridiplantae, Streptophyta, Magnoliopsida, Asterales, Asteraceae. The record is from the annotation of a GenBank genome assembly.